AUGGUGAAGUUCAUAAAGCCGAACAAGGCGGUGAUACUCCUCCAAGGCCGCCACGUCGGCCACAAGGCGGUGGUCCUCAGGAACUUUGAUGACGGCACCUGCGACCGCCCAUACGGCAGUUGCUUGAGCGCCAGCUUCGCCAAGUACCCGACAAAGGUCGUCCGCUGGGACUCCGCGAGGAAGGUCGCGGCGUGCAAGGAAAUCAAGGCCCAGUUCGAGGAGCGGUUCAAGAACGGGAAGAACUACUGGUUUUUCUUCAAGCUUCGGUUUUGA
Molecule: messenger RNA, 273 nt
Organism: Striga hermonthica
Lineage: Eukaryota; Viridiplantae; Streptophyta; Magnoliopsida; Lamiales; Orobanchaceae
Source: the annotation of a GenBank genome assembly